Messenger RNA from Trichogramma pretiosum, 1437 nucleotides. Its product is annotated as protein SMG9-like. The coding region runs from base 161 to 1309 and encodes 382 amino acids. NCBI's taxonomy places the organism in Eukaryota, Metazoa, Arthropoda, Insecta, Hymenoptera, Trichogrammatidae. The record is from RefSeq and is a predicted model, not a curated record. The transcript is spliced from 9 exons. Gene Ontology annotation, biological process: nuclear-transcribed mRNA catabolic process, nonsense-mediated decay.
GUUUCACGUUUGUGUACAUACAAUUCAUACAUUAUUGACAGAUCAAGUGUAGGUUAUACUAUAUAAGCCAAAAAAUUUAAUUCACACGAAUGUUUUAAAUAAAAAAAAAAUAAUAUCAAGUUUAUAAAAAUUAUUUGAAAUUAAAAUUAUUCAAAAUAAAAUGGCAUCAAAAAAAGUUAUUCCAAUUGAUACCAAAGAUUUAGACUUUGAAGAGAAUGAAAUAAGGGCUAUUGUCAAAGUAAUGGAUCGUCCAACAAUUAUCUUGAAAACCAGAGAAAGCGAAAGCCGAGCAGUUUCUCCAAGUUUAAAAAAUGAAAAUAAAAAAGAUGAUACUGCUUCUUGUAUCUUGACUAAACCUAGCAGCACAUUUAGUAGUCUUUUAUCGUGGGGACCUGAAAUGACUUACUGUAUAAAAUUUAUGAAUGAGCACAUGCAGUUAUGUGAAACAGUACUUGAUUUUCUAACUGAUCAACAAGACUUUUUGGUAGUUGGGUGUGUGGGUCUACAAGGUGUUGGAAAGUCUUUUGUUUUAACACAGUUAGCAUCUAGUUACAAGCCUAAUGUUUUUCAAACUCAGCAGUUGUCACAUCAUGAAAAUGGCUCUAACUGUACAAGUGGCAUUGACUUUUUUGUAACAAGAAACAGAGUUAUUUAUUUGGAUACUCAGCCUUUUUUAUCAGGAUUAGUAACCGAUUACUCUACAUAUUUUGAACAAAAAAAAAAUUCAGGCGAUUACGUUAUAAAUGAAACAACAUUAGAAGUACAAUCCUUACAAUUUUUAGCGUUUAUGUUUUCAGUUUGUCAUGUUGUCAUUCUUGUUCAAGAUUGGUUUGUUGAUCCAAACUUAAUAAGGUUUCUUCAAGCUGCGGAAAUGCUGAAACCUUCCUCAUCAACUUCUAUGGACCAAAAUUAUGUAGAACAUUAUCCACAUUUAGUUUUUUUACAAAAUAAAGGUGAAGCACAAGACUUUGAAUAUGAUACUAUUGACAUGAUGAGUGAUUUUUACGAAAAGACCUUCGCUUCUUCUCGAUUACAAAUUCAUAGCGGACUUAAUAUGAAGGAUGAGUUGAUAAAAAAUGAAUUGAACCUAUUCAUUUUACCACUUGAAAAAGAUUCAGAUGAAUGCACAUUUUAUAAAGACAUGGAAGAACAAAUUGACUUUUUGAGGAGAAAAAUAUUUGGAGUUACCAAGCGUGCAAUGACACCAGUUCCUUUGACUGAAAAAAAUUGGUUUCAUUAUGCUAACAAAGUAUUGGAAAGUAUAAAAAAGAGUCAUUUGGCUUCAGAAUAUGGUCGAUUAUUACCUUGAAAGAAGUUUUAUUGGCUUAUUGGAUGGAAAUAUUAGAAGCAGGAGAUUUCAUUUGCUUCUGAUGAAAGUAGAUGAAUGAAUUCGGUACAACAAUUCAAGAUGAGUUCUCGAGAUUCAUUAGCCACUCU